Messenger RNA from Xenia sp. Carnegie-2017, 1374 nucleotides. Its product is annotated as zinc phosphodiesterase ELAC protein 2-like. The record is from RefSeq and is a predicted model, not a curated record. Bases 145 to 957 code for a protein of 270 amino acids. Gene Ontology annotation, molecular function: 3'-tRNA processing endoribonuclease activity. Gene Ontology annotation, biological process: mitochondrial tRNA 3'-end processing. Gene Ontology annotation, cellular component: mitochondrion. The transcript has 9 exons. NCBI's taxonomy places the organism in Eukaryota, Metazoa, Cnidaria, Anthozoa, Malacalcyonacea, Xeniidae.
GGAAGUCGUUCAAAUGUGUUCGCAAGCUCUACGUUGAGCAACGAUUUUCAGGUUGUUUUCCUUGGAACUGGUUCCCGUAUUUCAUCAAAUCUUCGCAAUACUAGCGCGAUUUUGUUGAAUUUGAGUGAUGAAACGUCCAUUUUAAUGGACUGUGGCGAAGGGACGUUGAGACAGAUGUUUUAUCAUUACGGAGACGAUGUGAACACGAUGCUAAAGCGAAUCCGUACCGUGUUCGUCUCCCAUAUGCAUAUUGACCAUCAUUUGGGUCUUCUCAAUAUUUUACGACAUCGUAAGAAGAUUAUGGGUGAUUCAAGUUUCGUAAGAAUUAUUGGUCCAGAAACUUUGGAUUUAUACUUAAGAUAUUUCGAAAUGCUGUGUGGUGAAACUUUCAACUUCAGGUUCACUCAGUUUUGGUGGGUGAAAAGAGGAUUGGGGAAGAAAGAAGGCAAACAAUUUAGUCGCUCUUUGGGAUUUUCUUCUAUUUCUGUUGUCCCUACGAAACAUAGUGAUUACUCUCAUGGUUUGGUACUUGAACGCAAUGGAUGGAAAAUCGUUUAUUCUGCUGACACAAGACCUUGUAAACAGUUAAUUGAUGCCGGUGCAAAUACGACAUUACUCAUUCACGAGGCAACAUUCGAUGAUAAACUGCUUUACAGAGCGAAAGAAACUGCUCAUUGUACCGUAUCUGAAGCAAUCAAAUGUAGUGAACUGAUGAAAGCCGAGUACACGAUUUUAACACACAUCAGCAAUCGACAUAUUUUUCCCUGUAAAUCUUCAAGACUGCCUCAUAACGUGAGCUUCGCUUUUGAUCAUAUGACGGUUGAGCAAAAAGAUCUUAAAAAUAUUCGUGGAAUAAUGGCAAAUGUUGAGAGAACCUUUGUAUACCAAUGGAAGAAAAAAAGAAAACAGAAGCAAGCUGUUAAAUCAAAAGACUCUCCCAUUCUUGUGAAUUCUUAAAAUGUCCAUUCACCAACGCAGACAUCAACUUGAUAUUUAGUGAAAUACUGUUCUGCUAGAAAAUGCCCGACUAAAUAUUUGACUGGAGUAGCUACUUAACCGAACGAAUGAAUUCUUUGCCUUCAAACUUACAGGCUUGCAAGUAAUUUUGAAUUGAAAUUACCUAACAUUUAGUUUUAUAUAGCUAAUCAUACCACUCCAGAAAGUUUUUUUUACAUUGUGUAGACUCAAGGUGUCUCAAAGGGGUAAUUUUAUACUUUCUAUUGACAGAUAGAUAGGCCGACCCCGACAACUGAAGCAGAUUUUGCGUGGGGUUUAAGAAAAGCAUGAACGAAACAUUAGCACUAUACUUACAAAAUUACGAGAAAGGUAUUUAAGAGUUAUCGAAACACUCGGCAAGUUUGAGAAAACGAGAAA